CAACACCCCUUGUCAGGUGCCAGGGAGCCUUGGAUGAUGUCGGUGGGUGGUGCAGCAUCUGGUUGCGUGGAGAUGGGGCGAUGGGAUCCACAGGGAGCAUUCUGGCUGCCUGGGGUGGGUGGCACAGGUACAGGACCGAUGGGGCAAUCCCAGACUGUUUUCUAGCUCCAUCGAGCCUCUCUGGACCAGCUGCCAUGGGCUGUGUGCACCCAGCUCCCUGCACCCAGCACGGGGUUCUGGGCAGCCCUUGAGGGGGGCAGUGGGUCUCUUUAAGAGGGUGCAGGGAUGGGGAGGUGAGCCAGGGCCACCAGAAAGCAGGAGGGUGAGCUCAUGGCAAAGCUGCCCCAGUCAUGUCGAGCAGCCACAGCUGACGGUGCCCUUGGGCUGCGGGACGGAGGGGCCGGCAGCAUAAAGCCCUGCGGUCAGCGGAGCUGCCGGCAGUACCAGGAGCCAGGGCUGGGCAAGGAAGAGAGGCUGCAUCCUGCACAGGGCUGUGCACAGUGGGCAGACAUGGAGCUGGAUGUGCAACGGGCCAAGGAUCUCAUUGAGCAGAAGCUGGCAGAGGAGGAGGAGGAGGAGAAGCGACUCAAAGAUGAUGGCACACGGGAGCCACCAGCUGUGGAGCGGAUGAGCACACCUGACCUAGAGGAGGAGAAACGCCGUGGCCCCAGGAACUGGGGCCUUGAGGCUGUCAAGGGCCAGGAGCGGGUGCGGAAGAGCUCAGUCGACCUGCGGCGAGAGAUCAUUGAUGUGGGGAGCAUCCAGCGCCUCAUUGAGCUACGCAAGCAGCGCCGGCAGCGCCGGGAGGAGCGGGCAGCCACCCCUGAGCCCCCCCCACCGCCUGAGCCCCUGGAGAUUGAGGGUCCUGUGGAGCCGGAGACCUUCCUGCGAGCUGCUGUCCAGGGCAAGAUGCGCGUCAUCGAAAAGUUUCUGGCAGAUGGUGGCUCCCCUGACACAUGUGAUGAGUUCCACCGCACAGCUCUGCACCGCUCCUCACUGGAAGGACACACAGACAUCCUGCAGAAGCUGCUGGACAGCGGGGCCACUGUCAACUUCAGGGAUCGGCUGGACUGCACUGCUGUGCACUGGGCCUGCCGGGGUGGGCACCUGGACGCUGUCAAACUGCUGCAGGACCGUGGGGCAGACCUCAACAUGAAGGACAAGCUGCUCAGCACCCCCCUCCACGUGGCCGCCCGGACUGGGCACCUUGACAUUGUGGAGCACCUCAUCCACUGCGGAGUGGACAUCAACUCCCCGGACAGGGAAGGUGACACAGCACUGCAUGACGCCACACGGCUCAGCCGUUACAAGAUCAUCAAAAUGCUGAUCCUGUAUGGGGCCGACAUGAUGGCCAAGAACCACGUGAGCAGGGGGAGGUCAGCACCAGGGCCAUUUGCUGCCCCACCAUGUUACACCACCCUGGCCCCAGCCUCUCUCUGCCUGCUCUUGCAGGCUGGCAAGACCCCGACGGACCUGGUGCAGCAGUGGCAGGUGGACACACGCCAGGCGCUGGAGACCAAGGAGCAGCCUCAGGGGGAGAUGGAGGUCCCUGCCUGACAGUGCUGGUCAGGGACCAGGGGACUGGUUUGGUUCCAAGGAGCAGGAUCCAGCCAAUACUUGUCUGUGUCAAUAAAAGCCACCAAAGAGCAGUAUUUGGCCCCGGGGGACUGUGGGGCUGAGCAGCCUGCACUGGGGGUGACGGAGUAAUGAAGAUGGGUGAUCUGGGGAGCUGGGUUAUCUGGCAGCACAGACAUGCCCUGCCUCCUAGCACAGGGACUGGGGUGUUAGUGACACCAUGGGGCCAGGGCUUGAGUGGUUCAAGGGUGGAACUCUUUGCUGCAGGAUGCCCUGGUUGCUUGCAGUGUUUCAAAGUGCCACCUGAGCAAGCUCUGGGAGGAAAACUACAUCAAGGGCAGCUAAAUCCAGGUCCAUGCUGUGCUGGAGACUGGGGUUGUGACAGGAAGCAACAGUCAUACCCCUGCCAGGCAGCUGCUCCAUGGCUGCUUUUUCUCCUGCUUUCUCCACUGGAGCCAUCCCUGGGGGGGACACAGCAGCCCCUUUGCAGGCUAGUGACUUCUGCUGAGUGCAGUGCUCAUUACUCCCUACCGAGAAACGCUCCUUCUCACCUGUUUACAGGAAACCCUACACCAAACCCAGAGCAGGGGAACCUUGCUAACAGCCCCGGGGACUCCCUGCAGUGCCUAGUCCCUCCCCAGCCCUACAGCCUGUCUCCGUAGGUGGCAGAGGGGUGGCUGCCAGGACUGGCAAGCGGAAGGGAAAGUGCAGCUGGGCUGGCCGGGGCUCACCCGGAGGGGUGCUGAGCUCCAGUAGCCAGCUCCUGGAGCAGGGAAGAGCAUUCUGAGCUCACCCAGUACCGCCCCCCAUAUCAUCUGCCCAGCCAGGUUGCGGGUCCCUCACGUGCCCCGUCAAACAUUAACAGCC
Messenger RNA from Athene cunicularia (burrowing owl), 2442 nucleotides. It is a transcript of the gene ANKRD2, whose product is annotated as ankyrin repeat domain 2. Gene Ontology annotation, biological process: regulation of transcription by RNA polymerase II. Lineage: Eukaryota; Metazoa; Chordata; Aves; Strigiformes; Strigidae. The record is from RefSeq and is a predicted model, not a curated record. Gene Ontology annotation, molecular function: RNA polymerase II-specific DNA-binding transcription factor binding. Gene Ontology annotation, cellular component: nucleus. The transcript has 8 exons. The coding region runs from base 331 to 1557 and encodes 408 amino acids.